AUGGCCGAUCAAACAUUCGACACUAUCAUUGUCGGCGCAGGCAUCGUCGGCUCAGCACUCGCGGCUUUCCUCUCCAAGGACAAUGAGCACGAGUCGAUACUUCUCAUCGAUCGUUCGUUCCAUGCUCUCAGUGGCUCGACAGGCUCUGCACCUGGACUCGUUGGCCAGUUGAAUGUCUCCCAAACGUUGACGACGCUAGCUCAGGAAAGUGUGCAGGAGUAUGCUUCCAUGGCUGGCGCUUUCAAGAAGGUCGGAUGUCUGGAACUGGCGAGCAGUGAUGCGGGCUUGUCUGAGCAGCAAGAACGUCUUGCAAUGGCGACAGAUCGUGGGAUGAAAGCAAGCAUUGUGGAUCAUGACGAAUCAGCCAAGUUGCUGCCGCCGAUUGUGAAGAAGGACUCGUUUCGACAAGCACUGUACUUCCCUGACGAUGGCUUGGCUGACCCUGGCGUGAUCACGCAUGCGUAUCGAUCACAGGCCAAGUCGCGGGGAGUACAAUUCGAAGAGGCCGAUGUCGUAGAGAUCAAACAGUCUGGAGAUGCAGUCACUGGCGUUGUCACAGCAGAUGGACGCUCUUUCCAAGCUAGGCAAAUCGUGGUCGCCAGCGGCAUCUGGACCACUUCACUGCUGUUGGAGACCAUCCAGAAACAGAUCCCUUUGGUUCCUGUUGCGCAUCCAUACGUCUACUCGAGCGCACGAGACAGCAGACAUAUCGACUACCCGUUCGUCAGAUGGCCGGAAAGACUCGUCUAUGCGCGAGAUCAUGGCGAACGGGAUGGCUUUGGAACAUAUGAUCAUCCUCCAUUGGCGGUGGACAAUCCUGGUGCGUCUGCUGUGUCUGACUGGCAAGGAUCUGGCUUCGACACAGCAGUCUCGAAGGCUCUGAAGGAAUGCUUCUCAUCUGGCUUCGGCUCUGCAGAGACAGACCUAUCUAGUGACUCCUUGGAACUCAAGCUGCAAGAGAAGAUCAGCGGCAUCUUCACCUUGACACCUGACAAUCUGCCGGUCGUGGGCGCCAUUGGACCAGAAGGCUUGUGGAUCGCUGCUGCGAUAUGGGUUACUACUGCAGCUGGGUGUGCCAAGUUCCUGACGAAGCUGCUGAAGGGCGAGGAUGUCGAUGACCAUAUGAAGAGUGCGUUGGAUCCUGGCCGCUUUGGGUCGUCUGUGCCUGUGGAGGAGCUGAAGAAGCAGGCUCUCAAGACUUACAAUCAUAUCUAUGGCGCCGAUGAGAGUGGCGGCGGUUCCUAA
This is a messenger RNA of Zasmidium cellare ATCC 36951, 1245 nucleotides long. RefSeq lists its product as uncharacterized. NCBI's taxonomy places the organism in Eukaryota, Fungi, Ascomycota, Dothideomycetes, Mycosphaerellales, Mycosphaerellaceae. The record is from RefSeq and is a predicted model, not a curated record. The transcript has a single exon. Gene Ontology annotation, cellular component: cytoplasm. Gene Ontology annotation, molecular function: oxidoreductase activity. Bases 1 to 1245 code for a protein of 414 amino acids.